UCUCUCCAUCUCCCUUGUGUUCUCAACGUCGAUCUUUCCAUCCAUCCACACCUUUUCCAUCUCAAAGCCAACGAUCACUGUUCGACGGUCAUCUCCCAGUAGUAUCAGCGUCACCAAUCUUCGUAAGCCUAUACGGAACAUCAUCCACAAUGCGGACCGUUCAGACGGCGCGCCGACACGGCCCAUCCACCGCCCGCGCCUCGUCUGGCACCAAUUCGCCGUCCACAAACAAGACUGCCUCAAAUGAUUCAGACCACUUCAGAGGCGCCAUUCGCUACAAGUCCAAGCAAGAGAUGAUUGAGAUUGCUGAAUCUCUCGGCCUCACCCUCGUCGAGAGCAACACCCGUGCUGAGCUUGAUGACACCAUCACCAAGCAUCUCCUCGGCUCUGGUGGCGAACUCAGAAGUAACCCUCGUUACCAAGGUCUGUACGACUCGUUGGACAGGGACGCAAGGAAGGACGCCGACUCCGAAUCGGAUGGUACGCCGGACCCAUCAGGCAAGUCUCCGCGCAAGAUUGCCGGUCGUCGCUCCAACGCGGUUGCCAACGGUGCCUCUUCCGCCAUCAGCAACUCUGCGAUCGAGGUGACCGAGGCGGUCAAGCGCACCAGUCUCACCGCCCGUUCGUCCUUUGAGGACCUCAGCUCGAAAAUCUUUGGCGCUUCCCGCCAGGCUGGUGGGCAGGUCGAGGUGGCCGAGGAGGCUGCCGUGCAGGGCAACGCGUUGUUCAAGAAGUCACGCAAGACGUACAAGAAGUACGAAAAAAAGGUGCGCAAGGAGUAUGUCAGGGUUCGCAACUACGCUUCCAAUAUCCAGCACAUCACUGCCGCCCUGCUCAUCAUCGAAGCCGUUGUCCUGCUCACGGCCCUCAUGCCACUCUACUCCGUCGAGUUUGGCAAAGCAGACCAAUUCACUUCUGUCAAGGUCCAGCUGACAGGCCAUCACCUCACGGCUAAGCUGCCCUUUGUUAGCAUCAGCGUCCCGCACCCCAAGGUACUCAUUAGCCUUGGCUUCUGGCAACCGCUGGCCGUCUGGAGCAUCUGGACGUUCGCCAUUCCGUACGCUGCCGCCCACAUCAUCACGUUUGACCGCGCGCACCAAGCGUCGCUCUUCACAUUCAACUUUACGCGCCUCGUCGUCUUGCUGUACCUCGCGUACAUCGUCCCACGCAGCGGCUUGUCAACACUCUCGGCCAACACGAACACGAAGCUCAGCACGUUCGGCCUCGCUGUCGGCGAGCCCUUGACCGCCGCCCGCCGCACGGGCCACAUCCGGCCCAGGAAGCUGUGGAGCUACGACUACGUCCUUGACUACCUCCCCGCCGAGCUAAGCUUGCUUAUCACCGGCGUUGCCACCGGCUUUACGCUGUACGACGCAAUCGUUCACAGGCCUCGCGCUUGAGGGUGCAGCACUGCGUGAUCUCAGAAUUAGUUCGACUGUCGUACUACAACACGCCACGCCACAUCACGUUUCGACCCGCUAUCCCAUUCCCUUAUUACACACUUAAUGAUACCAGGUCUGACCGUCUAAAAUUACGACAUGCCAACGAAAUACAAAGGAGCUCAACACACUCGCACGACUCGCUAAGCUAUCCCCCGUCCGAAACACAAAGCCGGUAAUUCUUCCUCUUUUCUUUCUGUUUGUGUUCGCGUCUCUCCUAUCCGUGUUGCUUCCAAAACGCUUGUAGUCUUUUUUCAAUGCUGCUUUUAUAUGAUGUGCGAU
Tilletiaria anomala UBC 951 is the source of this 1721-nucleotide messenger RNA. RefSeq lists its product as uncharacterized. The record is from RefSeq and is a predicted model, not a curated record. The coding region runs from base 150 to 1400 and encodes 416 amino acids. The transcript is spliced from 3 exons. NCBI's taxonomy places the organism in Eukaryota, Fungi, Basidiomycota, Exobasidiomycetes, Georgefischeriales, Tilletiariaceae. Gene Ontology annotation, cellular component: membrane.